Saccharomyces kudriavzevii IFO 1802 is the source of this 462-nucleotide messenger RNA. RefSeq names its product cytosine deaminase (gene FCY1). Bases 1 to 462 code for a protein of 153 amino acids. Gene Ontology annotation, cellular component: nucleus; cytoplasm. The record is from RefSeq and is a predicted model, not a curated record. The transcript has a single exon. Lineage: Eukaryota; Fungi; Ascomycota; Saccharomycetes; Saccharomycetales; Saccharomycetaceae. Gene Ontology annotation, molecular function: zinc ion binding; diaminohydroxyphosphoribosylaminopyrimidine deaminase activity.
AUGGCCAGUAAAUGGGACCAAAAGGGUAUGGAUAUCGCAUACGAGGAAGCUGCUUUGGGCUACAAGGAGGGCGGUGUCCCCAUCGGCGGAUGUCUUAUCAAUAACAAGGACGGAAGUGUUCUCGGCCGCGGUCAUAACAUGAGAUUUCAAAAGGGAUCUGCCACCUUACAUGGCGAGAUCUCUACUUUGGAAAACUGUGGGAGAUUAGAAGGUAAAGUGUACAAGGAUACCACUUUGUACACAACAUUGUCUCCGUGCGACAUGUGUACUGGUGCCAUCAUCAUGUAUGGUAUUCCGCGCUGCGUGGUUGGUGAGAACUCCAACUUCAAAAGUGACGGUGAGAAAUACUUGCAAGCGAGAGGUCACGAGGUGGUUGUAGUUGAUGAUGAUAGAUGCAAGAAGAUCAUGAGACAGUUCAUCGAUGAAAGACCUCAGGACUGGUUCGAGGACAUUGGUGAGUAG